AUGAAGCUGCUGGAUCAAAUUAAUCUUGAAGGUCUUAGUUCACAGCUGAGCAACGGUAGUAAGCGAUAUAAAAUUGAUGCAAGACUGGAGAGCUACUCAUGCAAAAUGGUUUCUGAGGAGAAACGACAGUUUAAGGAAUUAGUCUCUCGCCUAAAUAAUUCUGAGAGUUGUAAACAUCCUGUUCUUCACCUUGGUUCAUCACAAACUCUACGGGACUUAUAUGAAUUGACUGGACAAGUGGUCGAUCCCCAAACGUUCCAAAUGAGCUUUGUUCAAGACCAGGCAUCAACGAAUCCUUCUGGCUUGUCUCCUACUAGAAAUUCUUCUAGUGGGAGAAAACGUACUCGAUCGGAGACUUCCACCAAUUUAGAAGAUAACAUCUCAGAUUCUUCAUCUCCAAAAUCGUCAGCAUCAGCGCUUUCAACCAAAGAUUUAUUUUGUUUAAUGAGCACUCUCAACAUUUGUUUUGGACCUACUUACAAUUUCCUAACUGCGAGAAGUGAUGAAUUUUGUCUAGAACCUGAGCUUCGGGUAGUAAAGCAUUAUAUCUCCAGGUUUUGUUCCAUCUAUGUGGAUAAGUACGAAGAUAUUGCACCUGAACUUUGGACUGUUAUUGGCGAAGAAAUUGUACCUGAUCAGUGUCGCAUUUAUAGUUACCGUCCAGAUCAUCUGUCCGAUCCCUAUAGUACAGGUUGUUUGGCAUCUUUCAACUACUUUUUCUACAAUCGGUGGUUGCGUCGUGUGUUAUUCUUCUCUCUUCGUGUACUGAACGAGUCACUUGUUGAAGAUGAAGACGAACUAGAUGAAUCAACUUUGUAUUGA
Trichobilharzia szidati is the source of this 822-nucleotide messenger RNA. The record is from the annotation of a GenBank genome assembly. Lineage: Eukaryota; Metazoa; Platyhelminthes; Trematoda; Strigeidida; Schistosomatidae.